This is a messenger RNA of Eptesicus fuscus (big brown bat), 1780 nucleotides long. RefSeq names its product thiamine triphosphatase (gene THTPA). The transcript is spliced from 3 exons. Lineage: Eukaryota; Metazoa; Chordata; Mammalia; Chiroptera; Vespertilionidae. Gene Ontology annotation, molecular function: thiamine triphosphate phosphatase activity; magnesium ion binding. The record is from RefSeq and is a predicted model, not a curated record. Gene Ontology annotation, biological process: dephosphorylation; thiamine metabolic process; thiamine diphosphate metabolic process. Bases 379 to 945 code for a protein of 188 amino acids.
GAUCCUGGAAAGGUCGGGGGUGAAGAGCAAGCACAGGGCGACGGCCCCGUUCCCUUCUCACUGCGGAGGUCCCGGCCCUUUAAGCCCUAGCAGGCCUCCCGGGCCGGCCUGCCCGUGGUACUACUACUUCGGCCUAACAUGGCCGCUCGCGCUGGGACCGGUCCGGAGUGCAGAGCCGGGCCGAGGUCGAGGGCCAGGGACUGUUCCCGGCAUUCCUCGCGGCGUGGCGUGGGCUCUCGUCCCCACCUCCAGGUCCCGCGAGAGGGAGGCUUUCGGGCUCCGAGGUGACACCCGAGGCUCUUCUGGACCGCGCUGUGGUUGGGGAGGGCUGGUCGGCGGGGUCACCCGGGCAGUGAGCCACCGGCCUGCAGGGUAGUAAUGGCCCAGGGAUUGAUUGAGGUGGAGCGCAAGUUCGUUCCUGGGCCUGAAACAGAAGAACGGCUGCAGGAGUUGGGGGGCACCCUGGAGCACCGGAUCACCUUCCGAGACAGCUACUUUGACACCCCUGAGCUGAACCUCAUGCGGACUGACUACUGGCUGCGACAGCGAGAAAAUAGUGGUUGGGAGCUCAAAAGUCCUGAAACAGCAGUUGUCUCUGGACCCCACACUGCGUACAUGGAACUCACAGCUGAACCUGAAAUUGUGGCCCAGCUCUAUAAGGUGCUAGGGGCUGAAGUCCUGGGGGCUGAGGGUGUGGCUGCUGUGCUGGGCCCACUGGGACUGCAGGAAGUAGCUAGUUUUGUGACUAAUCGUAGUGUCUGGAAACUGGUGCUUUCCAGAGCUGAUCAAGAGGAGCUUCCGCUCAGGGUGGACCUGGACACAGCCGACUUUGGCUAUGCUGUGGGUGAAAUAGAGGCCCUGGUGCACAAGGAGGCCGAAGUCCCAGCUGCCCUAGAGAAGAUCAACAAGCUCAGCAGCAUGCUUGAGAGGAAGGGAGAGAGAUAGAGAGUUAGAAACAUCGAUCAGCUACCUCCUGCACACCCCCUACUGGGCAUGUGCCCGCAACCAAGGUACAUGCCCUUGACCGGAAUCAAACCUGGGACCUUUCAGUCCGCAGGCUGACGCUCUAUCCACUGAGCCAAACCGGUUUCGGCUCUCUCUCUCUCUCUUUUUAAUUUUAGAGAGAGGGAGAGGGUGAGGGAGAAACAUUGACCAGUUGCCUCCCAUAUGCACCCCAACCGGGAAUUGAACCUGCAACCUGGAUAUGUGCCCUGAUCAGAAUUGAACCUGUGACCCUUCCGAGCACUGGACAGUGCUCCAGCCACACUGGCUAGGGCUCUCCUUUUCUUUCUACAUCCCUCGGUUUCUCUCUGUGUGCAUCUCUACAUGUGCCUCAUUACCAAAUUAAUGAGCUUUGGCCUGCCUAGAUGGACUUUAAUCUUAAUUGGGGGACAGGAGCCAUAUACCGAAAUAAGUUUACUCAGGCCCCCUCUGUCUUCAUGGUGCAUAAGUGCCUCUUUAUCAUUUCUCCUUGCUGGAGGAGGAGCUCAUGCUUGGUUUCCCAGCCCCACUCCUGCCAGAAGUGGCCCUUUUAGGCCCCACUUCCAAAAUCAGGGAGUGGGCUGUGGGUUAUACAAGCUGGUUAGAUGGCUGGCAUUCUUAAUCCCAGGGCUGCCUUGGAAACAACUUGGGGGUCCGGCUGUGUGGGCAGGGAGUAGACUCAAAGCAUUUGUAGCUCUUUCUGCUUCUCUUAUUCUCCUUUUGCCUAUAGGUGUGUUGGCACAGGAGAGGGCACCUUCCAAGCUGAUCGUGUACCUACAGCGUUUCCGGCCUCAGGUCU